CUCAUGUGAUAAAGGCUUAAAGGGGAAGCGGCAGCUGCGGCGGAGUAGUGCAGGCCCGCGGAGGUGGCAGCGCCGGCAGGUUCCCAGCCAUGGCCGACGACCUGAAGAGAUUUCUGUACAAGAAGCUGCCGAGUGUUGAAGGUCUCCAUGCUAUUGUAGUCUCAGACAGAGAUGGUGUGCCUGUUAUCAAAGUUGCCAAUGAUAAUGCUCCAGAACACGCACUGCGACCUGGCUUUCUGUCCACCUUUGCCCUUGCCACAGAUCAGGGCAGUAAACUGGGGCUUUCUAAAAACAAAAGUAUCAUCUGUUAUUACAACACAUACCAGGUGGUGCAGUUCAAUCGCUUGCCUUUGGUAGUCAGUUUCAUUGCUAGCAGCAAUGCCAAUACUGGGCUGAUUGUAAGUUUAGAGAAGGAGCUCACGCCCCUGUUUGAAGAGCUGAGGCAGGUUGUUGAAGUUUCUUAACUCGAUGGUAUAGCCAGAGUGCAGCAUCCCUCUGCAGCCCAGUGGACAGGAAGAUUCAAUAAUCCUCAGUCAAAUAACACGUCUCAGAAGAAAUACCACAGCUCCUUAGUGUACUAAGUAAGAGUAAAUUGUACAUAGUACUGAAUCUGAAACGAUCUACUAGUGUGUUGUAGGUGGAUGUUACUUUAGGCCACGCUUCUUGUAUUGUGCAGUACUGGAGACCACCAAAAUAGCUCCCAUGGAGUUUAGCUCAGCCAGCUGUGCCAGAUCAGCAUGAUGCAGCUGGCUCUAGCACACAACCCACAGAUCUCUUGCUUUACAGGGAACUGGGCACACCAUGGGCUGUGUCCUCAGGCCAGGUACCACUGCGUGUUGGAAAGCAGGUCAGUUGUGCAGUGUUAUCGGAGAUGUGGUUGAAAGAGUAUUGGGAGAGUAAGUUUCCUAGCAGUGGUGUGUUGGUACAAUCAAUAAAUCUCUCAGCUUUCUUAUGUGAGUGAUUCUUUGGCAAGGGAAUGCUACUAAUCUGGAUGCUAGCUGCAUCCUGCUUCCACUGAGAAGAAAGCUGUUUCUAUGAAAGCUGUUGCUUUAGGGGUUUUCCUGAUGGACAGAUAUAAGCACCUGAACAUCUCACUUCAUGGUUCUUGGGAGGGGUUUUUUGUGUGUAACAUGGUUGUGAAGAUUUCAUGUCUCAUAGUCUUUGUGUGGGUUCAUCAUUGGUGUCACUGAGCUCAUUUACCUUUAGCAUUUCCCAAGUAAAUAAGUAUAAAUAAAAUACAGUAUUUUUAAAUGGCAGAGCCUGGUCCACUCUUCUGUUACACCAUAAUUCACUAGAGCACAUCAACCUCUGU
This is a messenger RNA of Dryobates pubescens (Downy woodpecker), 1312 nucleotides long. RefSeq names its product late endosomal/lysosomal adaptor, MAPK and MTOR activator 3 (gene LAMTOR3). The transcript is spliced from 7 exons. Lineage: Eukaryota; Metazoa; Chordata; Aves; Piciformes; Picidae. The record is from RefSeq and is a predicted model, not a curated record. The coding region runs from base 90 to 464 and encodes 124 amino acids. Gene Ontology annotation, biological process: positive regulation of TOR signaling; cellular response to amino acid stimulus. Gene Ontology annotation, cellular component: Ragulator complex.